AGUAGUUAACAUAGUUCCUGUUUGUUUAGUGAAAACGAGAACAUAAAACACUUCUUGGUAAUAAAAAUGUAAUGAAUCCUUAUUUACUUUACGCAACAGCACUUAACAGAUAUUCUGGAAUCGUGUUGUCUAAAAAUCUCCAAAGACUGGCUGCUGGCCGAUUUUGCCAUCCUUACACCCGACUCUCUUCUUGGCCACACUUCGUUGCUUUCCAAAAACAAAAACGGCUGACCGAGAGGCAGUUUAGUCAAUUCAGCAUGACGAUUGCAAAGAAGCUGCACGGUAGAGCAUUCUACGAAAGUAUAGGCUCUCCGAAGAGAAUUUUGGCGCCUAUGGUUGAUCAAUCUGAACUUCCAUGGAGAAUUCUUGCUCGACGAAGCGGUGCUGAUAUGUGCUUCACCCCGAUGUUUCAUUCACGUUUGUUCAGUGAAAGCAAAGACUAUCGUGACAAAGUUUUCUCAACCAAGGACAUUCCUGAGGAGAAACCUCUAAUUGUUCAGUUUUGUGGAAACGAGGUUGAAACAAUGCUUCAGGCUGCUAAGCUUGCAGAGCCGUACUGUGUUGCAGUGGAUUUGAAUCUCGGCUGUCCUCAAGGUAUUGCUCGUAAGGGAAAGUAUGGCUCUUUUAUGCAAGACAACUGGGAGUUAAUUGAGGCAAUUAUUUCCAAGUUGCAUGCAGAGCUUUCUGUUCCAGUAACAGCAAAGAUUCGCAUAUUCCCGGAUCCUUCUCGGACGCUGGAAUACGCAAAAAUGAUCUUGCGUGCGGGAGCAUCGAUUCUCACUGUCCACGGUCGGACGCGAGAGCAACGCGGUAUAAAUACUGGCAUCGCAGACUGGGAUCAAAUCAAAAUGUUACGGGAAAAACUGCCUGCGGACACCGUUUUGUUUGCCAAUGGUAACAUUUUGCACAGCAGCGACAUUGAACGCUGUCUCGAAUACACCGGUGUCGACGGCGUUAUGUCUGCUGAAGGAAGUCUCUAUAAUCCCAAGGUUUUCUUGUCGCCUUCCCGACCUUACACAGAGUUGUAUCCUCGAGUCGACAAGAUGUGUGAAGAGUACUUUGACAUUGUCCGCGAGCACGGUCUCACGAAGGACUACAGCUCUUUGUCAGCAAUGAAAGGUCAUUUGUUUAAGAUUUUGCAUUCCUUUUUGUCAAAACACACGGACCUUCGCCAGGUCCUUGGUGUGAAAUGUACUCCAACGGAUUUUGAGAGUUUCGUACAAUUAGUACAGGAAGUGCGGGAACGUAUUGAGACUUCACUAGCCAACAAAGAGUAUGUUGACGACACAGAAAGCUUUGAAAAAACACUCGAUGAGCGGGGUUAUCCUGUCGUCCCGUUUUGGCGUGCACAGCCCUACAUUCGUCCACUGCCUAAUCGGAAAUUGAAGGAGGAAAACGAAGAGGAUGUUGCAACGAAAAAGAUAAAGCUGAGUAAAAAAGAGGAGGAAGGAGAGGUGUUGCAAUCGUAAUAGAAUUGUUUGAACACAAGUGUGAACACGUUUUUCGUGUU
This is a messenger RNA of Schizosaccharomyces japonicus yFS275, 1510 nucleotides long. Its product is annotated as tRNA dihydrouridine synthase Dus1. Gene Ontology annotation, molecular function: RNA dihydrouridine synthase activity; flavin adenine dinucleotide binding; tRNA-dihydrouridine16 synthase activity. Gene Ontology annotation, biological process: tRNA processing; tRNA modification; tRNA dihydrouridine synthesis. Bases 258 to 1469 code for a protein of 403 amino acids. Lineage: Eukaryota; Fungi; Ascomycota; Schizosaccharomycetes; Schizosaccharomycetales; Schizosaccharomycetaceae. The record is from RefSeq and is a predicted model, not a curated record. The transcript has a single exon.